This is a messenger RNA of Mizuhopecten yessoensis (Yesso scallop), 7042 nucleotides long. Its product is annotated as hepatocyte growth factor receptor-like. The coding region runs from base 308 to 4432 and encodes 1374 amino acids. Gene Ontology annotation, cellular component: signaling receptor complex. NCBI's taxonomy places the organism in Eukaryota, Metazoa, Mollusca, Bivalvia, Pectinida, Pectinidae. The transcript has 20 exons. The record is from RefSeq and is a predicted model, not a curated record. Gene Ontology annotation, biological process: positive regulation of kinase activity; multicellular organism development; cell surface receptor protein tyrosine kinase signaling pathway. Gene Ontology annotation, molecular function: ATP binding; protein binding; transmembrane receptor protein tyrosine kinase activity.
UUUAAUUGAGGUAUCCCUCCAUCAUCACUUGCUGGUCAAAUGAUGUGAUUCGUGUUUUGUCCCAGCAGUGUGUCUGGUUGUGAAACAAGGGUCGGACCGAAUGUCCAGUUAUUGUUGAGAUUUUACACACAUGCAGAUCUAAAAUGAAGUCGAUAAAUAGUCUACAUGAACCGAAAGGCAGAAGAUGACGUCAUCUUUGGUAUUAAGGAGUAUAAUGUGUCACCGUAAUUCGAUAGGUAAAUUAUCAAAUGGAGAAAUAAAGACAUGAGAAACAGUUACAAAUGGUGAUCUAAAAUCUCAUUGCGCCAUGAAGGAAAUACUUAUUGUUAAUAUUUGUUUGGCUGUGUUGUGGUCCGCACCCAUCAAUACAGAGGCAUUUUAUACCGUGUACAAUGUAAGCAGUGAGAAUCAACCUCUAACUCAAAUCACCAUGGAUACACAAAAUGGAGAUUUGUAUGUCGGAGGCAAAAACUUGGUCCUACAUUUUGAUGAAGACUUAGAUGUUGUGCAGGAACAUAUUCUUGGACCAGUGCUGGACAACAGUGACUGUCCUCCGUCACCUUUGACCUGCAGUAAAGUUCGAACUAUGACACCAAAUCAUGUCCGUGUCUUGGAAAUUAAUGACCAAAAAGAUUUUAUACUCAUGUGCGGUUCAGCCAAUCAGGGACUGUGUUCCUGUCUCUUCCUCAACGAUAUUUCAUCCAAUCAUACUCUGGUUGCAACGGCCAAUGUGAAUUAUAUCGGAACUACAUCUCGUUCCACAGUUUCCGUGGUAUUUGGAUCUCCUAAUCAGCACUCUGGUAGUACAGAAAAAGUCCUUUAUGUCGCCAUGGGAAUGGACAAAAGAGAUUUUAAGUUUCGCCCGAAAAUUAUGUCAACACGAGAGUUUAACUAUGUUGAUUCAUCCUGGAGUCUGCUGUAUUACGUACAUGAUAAAACAUACGGGACAUACUUAACAGCAGACGACUCUGUCCAAGAUUUAUUCCAGUCGUUCUACAUCUAUUCAUUUGAGUAUGGAGACUACGUAUACCACAUCUCUGUACAAAUGAGGGACCCAUUCGGUAAUCAGACAGAAAACAACGUUUUUGUAACCAAAAUAAUACAAAUAUGUAAAAACGAUGUAGCGUACGCUUCCUACACGGAACUCCCUUUACAGUGCGAACAUGAUGGUAAAAUAUAUGAGAUUGCAACUGAUGCAUUUCUUGCAGAAGCACCGAAGCUACUCUCAAUAUGGGACAAAAAGUUGUUCGUUACAUUUGGUGUUAACAGACAACUUAAUCCUAAUCCAGACGAAAAAGAGGGAUCCGUCAUGUGCUUUUUUGAUUUUACUGAAAUAAUUGGGAACCUUUCAGUUCUUCAAAAAGACUGCUUUUUGGGAAAUGCCAUACAGCCAGCCUGGGUGUACGGUAGAAGACUGGCCGCCCCAAAUAUGUGUGCGGCCAGUAAUUUAGGCAGAAACAAAGAGUUCUGUGGAAGUUCGAGUAACAUCGGUAUUCAAAACUAUCGACAAGAACAUCGUGUACGGAGUAUGGCUACCGCAUACAUACCCAACAAUGUGUUGACAUCUGUUGCCGUGGUUACCCAGGGCGAGGCUACAGUGGCUGUACUGGGAACGCAUACUGGCCAUUUGCUUAAAACUAAGGUUGAUGAGGAUCACAGACAAAUGGAGCCUUAUAUGGACUUGGACCUCACAGGAAACACCAACAUUCCUGUACAACAGGACAUGCAGAUCGAUUCUAGUGAGGACCAUGUGUAUGUCCUAGCCAGUAGACAGGUGGUCAAAUUCCCCCUUCGUACAUGUGAAGUUUACAGCACGUGUGAGACGUGUGUAACAGCAGACGACCCUCUAGUGUGUGGAUGGUGUGUGGACCGUUGUACAAAGAAAACAGAGUGUGUCAAACCGACACGGAACCUGGGCAUCCAGACCACAUGGAGCCUGGACAUCUGUUCUCCUAUCAUACACUCCAUCGACCCAGACACUGGUCCGUUUGAGGGACAAACACCUAUCACCAUCCACGGCCACAACUUCGGGUCAAUUCAUGCUCAGGAAUGGCAGGCUCGUGUAGGCAACUUGGAAUGUGCAGUCAGCUACAGAAACUUCACAAGUCUAGUCUGCAUUGCUCCACCAGUGAUGAUGGCUGAAUCAGUACCUGUGUCUGUGAACAUUUCUGACGACACCAAAACAGGAAUCAAGUAUAAAAUCGAGGGGACUUAUUCUCUGUCAACAGCUCUCUUCAACUACAAGUCGCCAAAGAUGGCCAACUUUACACCCAGUUUUGGACCAAUGUCUGGCGGAACAAUCGUGGUUAUCAAGGGAGAUAACCUAGAUAUUGGGAAGGACCGUUCUGUGAGGGUAGCCAAUGUUCCUUGCAUUCUGAAGAAUCACAACGUGACCAUGAUUAUCUGUGAGACGACAGCCUGGACACCAGGAGGGUCCGGACGAGUGGUGAGCGGCCCGGUGGAGGUCACUAUAGACGGGACCAAGUUCCCCAUCUAUGCGGAUUUUACCUAUAUGACCGAUUCUACCAUCUCUAAUGUGUCCCCACCACGAUCUAUUGCCAGCGGUGGUAUCAAUCUGACAGUGACGGGGACAAAUUUACACAUCGUGGCUGAUCCUCAGAUAGGAGUCACAAUUGUCAAGACCCAGAAGACACCUCCCACCAAGAAAUGUAAAGCUUCUGCUAAUGGACACACAAUGUACUGCCGAUCAGUAAACAUCACCGGCUAUGUUGAUGGGCAACUUCCUGUCCGGUCCGAGGAUUAUCACAUUUGGUUCAAAAUGGAUGGCAUCGAGGAACUUGGCCAGAAGAAUUUUGUUGACCAGGGAUGGGCAAUAUUUCGAUAUUAUCCCGAUCCUAACUUCUACAAGUUUAGUGGCAGUGGACAUUUGCGUUACAUGGACAUCACCGAGACGAAGUUGGACAUUAAGGGAGAGCACCUAAACCUGGGAAUAUCUGUCAGGGAUAUGGCCGUCAGGGUCGGGACAGAUGGUGUGUGUAACAUCACCAAGCUGCAGGACACUGUCAUGCACUGUACCCUACAUAACAAGCCUGCCAAGGCUUCACCGCAGAAAUACCGUGUUACGGUCACAGCUGGUGGGAUAGAGAAAGAUAUUGGAUUCCUGGUUUUCACCUUGACAGAGGAGACUACCCCAAUCAUGACCAUCAUCCUCGUCGUGGCCCUCGUCGUUGUCAUCGUUCUUAUCAUUAUCUUAGUAAUCAUUUUGAAGAAAAAAUAUAUUUAUCCGUUCAAAAAGCCAUCAGAUUCCUACAUGGCCCAGUAUCAGUCCGUCCGCACGGACGCUAACGGCCAGAGGGUAACGGAUAUUCAGAACCGAGCAAAUGACUAUGCAGAACAGCGGAUGUCGGAGAGCGGAGCAGCAGCCUCCCUUCUGUCGGGUAUCGAUGAUGACACACUGUUGGUUCUCCGAGACAAAAACCUUCUAAUAGAGCGAGAGUGGCUCACUCUUGGGGAGAUCCUUGGGAGAGGUCACUUUGGCUGUGUACACAUGGGCUAUCUGACUUUCCCUGACACAAAAGGAGACACGCUGGUUGCAGUCAAGACAUUACACAAUGACAGUCCAAGAGAAAUUGAUGUGCAGAGUUUCCUUGAGGAGGCCAUGCGUAUGAAAGACUUUCACCAUGAUAACGUACUGACCUUGACUGGAAUCUGUUUCGGAAUGGAUGACAUGCCCUUGGUUGUGCUGCCAUAUAUGAGCCAUGGUGAUCUCUUAUCCUAUAUACGCAACGCCCAUAAUAAUCCAACAAUCAAAGACUUGAUUGUGUAUGGAAUAGACAUAGCACAGGGAAUGGACUACCUCUCUGGACUUAAGUUUGUUCACAGAGAUCUGGCCGCCAGAAACUGUAUGUUGGAUGAGAAUUUUAAGGCCCUAGUAGCUGACUUUGGUCUGUCCAGGGACAUCUAUGAGCGGGACUACUACAGCAGUGACAACAAAAAGAGUAAACUACCGGUCAAAUGGAUGGCCCCGGAGAGUCUUGAGAAGGGCAACUAUAACUCAAAGUCUGAUGUGUGGUCCUACGGUAUCUGCCUGUGGGAGCUGAUGACAAGGGGAGUUAACCCUUACCCAGAGGUCGAUAACUGGGACGUGUUGAGAUACAUCAAGGCGGGUAGAAGGAUGCCACAGCCUCCAUUCUGUCCCGAUAGUCUAUACAAAAUCAUGAAAAAGUGCUGGAUGUUUAAUCCCAAUGAUCGUCCCACCUUCUCAGAACUGUCUCACGGAGUACGUGAGAUGGUCACUAUUUUACAGCAUCAGAUGAGACAGGGACAGCAGCGAAGUGAUAUACAAAGUACCUACGUGAAUGUAGAAACUGCGACCGAUUAUCACUAUGGCGACGCCUGCCAGGCGGCCGUCAUGACAACUGAUGCCUCAGAACACAUUCCACCAGCAGAAACAAACACUACCAUGACAUAGUCGCAGAGCUCAAUAGUCGUACUAGUAAUAAGUCCAUACAAAUGUAAUUUUUUUUUUUAAACUUUUGUAAUGCUAUAAAAUGUAUAUAUUUUUAUUAUGUCAUGGACUUUUUUUAAAGUUUUAAACAUGUGUUCAGGAAACAUGUGUGUAAGCUUGACAAUACCUGCCCAGAGUGUGUGGACUUUUUGGUCUUAAAUAUGUCUUAGUGAAAUACAUGAAGCAACCUCUUUACUGUUUGUAUCAUUUUUGUGAUGAAUAAGAUGAACAACUGAUUUGUUCGAAAUGAAAUUUUAUUGUAUGCACACCUUCAACUUAUUCUUUUGUACUUAAAAAGAAAAAAAUGUUUAAAAAACAUACUACUUGCUAAAAUAAUUUAGAAGCUUGACAUGGAACACAUUGUUUUCUUUCUCAAAACGAUUUAAUUUUAGUUACGUUUAAUUAAAGUAACACAGAGUUUACGAGGAAGUCGGGGACUGAAAAGGCAAAAUUGAAUUUCACAGAUACAUUAAAGGAUGUCCAACGUUGAAGUUCUUCACGAGAAACGUUCUGGAGCUAAGAUACCCCGGAAAACCAAUUUGUAAAACAAUUGUUCUGAGUGUGCAACGGCAGUGUCCUGACCCAACUGUGCUAUGUAAAAUAUAAACUUUACAACAAUUACGAAUCAAGAUGUUACUUCCUAUAUUGAUCACUUUUGAUGGCCAGGAUUUUAGCGCGCAGGGCGUCUUAAUGUGGGGAAGAAACCCCAACUGUGCGACAGUUCAUCUGAAAGAAAAAGAAAGUAAGUGUAUACUACUGUAUGCAUGGAAAAACCCACAGUGCAGUGUGACAAAGAUCCUUAAUAAAAUCAGCUUGUUAUAUGUUGUCAAGGGAUGAUAUGUAUGUUUAUGGUCAACACUUAAUAAGUGUAAGUUGAGAUGACUCAUUAUAGAAUGAAUUGUCGUGUGGCUCUCGAUUAUUUUUGACGUCACAUUUACUACCUUAUUUACGAUCAUAAGAAAUACGAAAUCAAUAUUAUUUUCAGAGUAAAGAUUGAAAAAACUGAUUCUUGGCAUAUUGUGAAAUAGUUUCACAGGCAGCAUCAUAUAGUGUUGUCAAAAAUAAACAGAAUUUAAAUCAUAUGUUGAUAAAUAUCAAAUAGUUUAAAAGUUAAUAAACCUAAUUAUUCAAGCUAAAAGUUUAUAUUCAAUCAGCAAUGUUAUAGAUUGUGAAACUUUAACUUCCAUGUAUGACUGACUUUUAUAGAAAUGUAUUAAUGUACAAAUGUGAUGUUUGAAGUCUUGCCCAUGAGUUGUAAAUGCUUUUUGAUUUUAUAGAUAUUUAAAACAAAUGUUUGUUCUAUCUUUCGUGUUUGGUCUUUACUCUGAGAUUGUGCAUCAAAAACGUGCAGUGGAGGAUUCGGGAUGGAUUUGGUGAUGGUUAUAACAUAAUGCGUUAAGCGUUUCUGUGAAUUUUACUGAUUUAGGAUUUAUCUAUUUUGUACAAUUCACUUCUGAAUUGCCUCUCGUGAAUCUUUAUAGAAAUAAAGGUUUGAACUUGUUUCACACAAAAAUGAAUAUGUCUUUCCUUAUGCACUGGUGACAUGUCGAAAUCAAUGCAGGUCAAUAGGUCACAAUAUUCCAAUAUCUGGAGGACAAGGUCUCAUUCUUGUCCUUAUAUGUGUGUGAAAGGACUAGGGGCGUAAAGGGUCAUUUCCGGAAUCAUCUGAGUUUUAGAAAUAGUUGUUAUAUUCGUAAUCUAGAAUAAAUGAAGUACGCAAAUAUAAAGUUUCAAAAUCAUACGACAACUGGUUUAGGAGAUAUGGCAUUACAAAGAGAGACAUAAGCAAGCAUUUUGCGCGUUUGGUUGAAAUUUUGCCAUUUGGAAGGAAAUUAACAAAAUACUCUUCAAUUUUUGGAAGCCUCCGCAUGCUCCAAACAAUAAAUAUCUGACAUGCUUAAACAUCGGCACACCAGUGUUUACUCAUCGAAAGGAAUGUCACAUGCGGAGGGUUUCAUUUUUGCAUGCUAACUGUCAUAAACACCAUAUUUUGGCUAUUUCUGCAUACAUGUAGCAACACAUUUUUUUGCUAUGGUAGGCCAUCUACGCAUGCGCUUUGAAAAAAAUCAGCACAAAGAAAGCUAGCCCCAAUUAACCAAUAUGAUGUUUAUAAUGUUUUGGUAUUUUGCUAAUAUUAUAUUGGGAGGUAAACGAUCAAUAUCAGCAGAAAAAUAUACAUACUUUAAAUAUUUUAGAGUCAAAUGGAGUUCUGAUUAAAUUCCCUCUCCAAACUAGUGUUUGUUUUGAUAAAAUAGACUUUUUUGAAAAUGAUAUCAAAAAAGAUAUCCUCGCACGGCACUUAAAUCUUCUUACAUUUAAAUUGUCAAUGUAACGAUAAUCAGCAGCCAAAAAACAUGUUGUACAGUUAAAUUGUCAUAAAAGUAUCAUCAAGUGAAAACUGCAUACUUAAAAAUAAUUCUUUAAAUAGCAUGACAGUUUAUUGGGACGUUUUGCUACAAGUGUCCCGUUUUGGGUACUGUUACGUUUUGGGUACCGUCCUGUUUUGGGUACUGUCCUGUUUUGAGUACUGUCCCGUUUUGGGUACUGUCCCGUUUUGGGUACUGUCCUGUUUUG